UUUUUCCAACAAAAUCAGUUAACCAAAAACUAAAAAUCAUUCUCCCUUGCUCCCUCUGAUUCGAGCCACCACAACAAACACCAUCAACAACCGCAACACCACCGCACACCCACCGUCCCUGCUCUCCUCCUCGCAACUUCGCAUACCCCUGCCCCCCCUCUCUUUCGUCCCUUUGUUGCACCACCCAACCUCGCAGCCAACACAACCGGCCAUCGCACCACCUUCUAAAUUCAUCUCUGUCCCAAUUUUUCCGACGAACGGCUGUUACCGCCGCCCAGAACAGCCCGGAAAAUACCCUCCUCCCCUGUUUUUCCCCUGUUUCGCGCGACCACCCUUCCCCCUCCCCUGUUGUUCCGCCGCCAUGAACCAACAACCACCAUCACCGACGCACCUUCGCGCCGCCGUGCCGCCCAGGACUCAGCCUCCACCUCCGUUCCCCUCCCCCUCUUUCUCUUCGUCCGUUUCCCUCCUCCCUCGUGCCCUGCCCUCCUCUGUUCUUGCUCGAAGUUCCCAGGAAACAAGUUCCAGAUUGGAACUGUUUUCUUAUUCCCCAUACCAAGCCCAAAAUUGCUGGCCCAAAUAUCUCAAAAAAUUGGACUCGGGGCUCAGGACGAACGGACCAACGAAAAGGCUUAGCAAAUCGUGGAAUUGAGAAUGUCGACUAUCGAGGUGACUAACGAUAUUAACGAUGGAGCCCACAACGAGCACAACGUCCAUGUCAACGAUGACGCUAUCUACGAGGAGGUUGCCCACGAUGAUCCCUAUGACGAUCAACCUAUCGAAGAUCACAAAGAAAGGAUGGAACGAUUAGAAACCGUUAGCACGAUGUUAGCUGAAUUAAUCAAAGAUUCUCAGAAACAGAAAUCGACGAAUGCGAACGAAAAUGCAUCAAUGUUCAAGAAGUUUUCAUCCCUAAACCCACCAUCUUACGAUGGCAAGCCCGACCCUGUAGAAUUCGAGGAUUGGAUUAAUCGUGUAGAUCAGUUGUUUGAGACCUUGCAAUGUCCUAAGGAAUGGAGAGUCGAUUUCGCCGUGUUUUACUUAACGGGUCAAGCAAGUUUAUGGUGGAAAGUUAAUAAGGAAAGGAAGAAUGAGCCUAGAUUUGGUUGGACCGAACUGCAAAAGUUAUUAAGAGAUAAGUUUUAUCCACCAUCCCUGAGGAAACAAAAGGAAGACGAGUUUUUGCACUUGCAACAAGGAACAAUGAGUGUUAUGGAAUAUGCAAACAAGUUCAUGGAAUUGUCAAGAUUUGCACCGGAGCUGGUAUCGACAGAACAAUCUAGGAUGAACCGUUUUGAGCGAGGUCUUCAUUUGAAAUACCAAGAUAGGUUGGCAACUCAAAGGUUUACUUCCUAUCAAGAUAUGGUUGAUAUUGCAGUUAAUGUUGAACGAGUCGUAUUACUUCGAGAAGCACAAAAUGUUGGUGAUAAAAGGAAAAAUGAUAAUCAAAAUCAUGGAGGAGCCAAAAGGCCAAACCAAGGAAACCAUAAUUAUAGAAGAGACCAAGGUCAUAAUGAUAGAGCAACUCGUAGUGUAUGGUGUGCUAAGUGUGGAAAGAGAAACCAUACUGAAAGUGAAUGUCGUGCAGGAACGAAGACGUGUUAUCGAUGUGGAGAAAAAGAUCAUUUUGUCAGGGACUGCCCUAAACCACCUCCCACAGAUGCUGGAAGAGCAACCUCGACCAAUCAUGAACGAAACAACAACAAUGCUAGGGUUAAUCAUGACCCACCACGACCACCAAUAUCUGGAAAGGCUUACAUGAUGAGAGCUGACGAGGAAGAAGAAGAUGACGCCAACGCUGAUACUAUUUCAAUUUAGUUCUUAUGUACGUUUGAACCUAAGUUUCCUGUUUUAGAUUUGAAUCAUGUUAUAGAUCUUUUGUC
Spinacia oleracea (spinach) is the source of this 1883-nucleotide messenger RNA. RefSeq lists its product as uncharacterized. The transcript is spliced from 3 exons. NCBI's taxonomy places the organism in Eukaryota, Viridiplantae, Streptophyta, Magnoliopsida, Caryophyllales, Amaranthaceae. The record is from RefSeq and is a predicted model, not a curated record. Gene Ontology annotation, molecular function: nucleic acid binding; zinc ion binding. Bases 655 to 1818 code for a protein of 387 amino acids.